Ramularia collo-cygni is the source of this 1614-nucleotide messenger RNA. Its product is annotated as related to cytochrome P450 monooxygenase. The coding region runs from base 1 to 1614 and encodes 537 amino acids. Lineage: Eukaryota; Fungi; Ascomycota; Dothideomycetes; Mycosphaerellales; Mycosphaerellaceae. Gene Ontology annotation, molecular function: heme binding; oxidoreductase activity, acting on paired donors, with incorporation or reduction of molecular oxygen; monooxygenase activity. The record is from RefSeq and is a predicted model, not a curated record. The transcript is spliced from 2 exons.
AUGUCGACCUUGCAGGGGAAGAUUGUUGUGGGCCUACUGGCGGCCGGUCCGCCUGCUGCACUCCUCUUACGAACCUAUCUGGAUCCACAGUACCUGGCAAGCUCCUCCAAAACGCUCAUCCUGCUCUCUGUCAUUAUCUGCGCUGUGAUCCUGAGGAAUGUCACUGUUCCAUACUUUACAAGCCCUCUGCGCCACCUUCCCCAGCCGCCCGGAGAGAGACUUCUGACAGGCCAUCUGCUAGAAGAAUUCGCCAAACCAAUAGGCAGUACACUGCGCCGGUGGGUUGACAACGUCGACAAUGCGGGCUUGAUAUUCUAUCGCGGAAUACUGCACUGCUUCCCACGCCUGCUACUGACUACCCCCGAGGCUCUACAUGAGGUGCUCAUUACACAUGCCUACGACUACCAAAAGCCCUCACCAGGUCGAAUCUUGCUCUCACGAACCACGGGACAGGGCCUUGUCGUAGUUGAAGGGCACGAGCAUAAACUACAAAGGAAAAGCGUAGCGCCUGCAUUCACGGGAAAGCAGAUUAAAGACCUCGUUCCGUUGUUUUGGUCAAAGUCAAAGGAGUUUGUCGAUGUCAUUGCUAAUCAACUCGAUGUACCAUCUGGCUUGAACCAGGCUGGGGGACGCACAGGUGUCGUGGAUCUCACCAAAUGGACCUCUCGCGCCACGCUAGACAUCAUCGGUCAAGCCUGUGUCGGUCGAGACUUUGCYUCUCUAUACAAUCAGGAUGAUGAGUUCGUACAGCAGUAUGAUAAGAUUCUGGGCAAGGUGCCUGGCAAUAUCUUAGUCUAUGGUGCCUUGAGUGUGCUUAUCCCUAUUCACAUCGGACGCUGGGUCCCAUUCUUCACCCGAUUCCGCCAGGCUUCCGACGGAAGGUACCACCUGCGUCCCCUUUGUCGCAAUCUCAUCGAGAUCAAACGACGAGACAUGGAGUCCGAAUCCGCUAAGCAUGUUGACAUCCUUUCUGUCCUCAUUCGUUCGGGCCAGUUCACAGACGAUGGUCUCGUUGAUCAGCUACUCACAUUUCUUGCUGCUGGUCACGAAACAACCUCAGGCGCUUUGAGCUUUACUGCUUGGCUUCUCAGCAUCAAUCCUUCGGUCCAGAACAAGCUCCGCGCAGAGCUUCGCGAGUACUUUGCCGUCAACACUGACAUUACCGCUGCUUCUCUCGAUCAGUUGCCUUACCUAAACGCCGUGACGAACGAACAGCUAAGACUAGUCCCAUCCGUUCCUACAACAGCCAGAGUAGCCAUCCGCGACACUCAAAUCCUCGGCCAGCACGUUGCCGCAGGCACACAUAUUGUCAUCAGCCCUUGGGCCAUCAACCGUAGUCAGAAGAUCUGGGGCCCCGAUGCCGAGGAAUUCAGACCAGAGCGAUGGCUCGAGCAAGAGACGUCGAAAAGUCCGCUGAAUCUGAUGACUUUCUUGCAUGGACCGCGCAGUUGUAUUGGACAGGCAUUUUCUCGCGCAGAACUCAAGUGCUUGGUGGCCGCUUUGGUUCACAAGUUUGAGCUGAAGAUGGCUGAUCCGGGAGAAGUCAUCGAGCCGGUGGGGCUGGCAACGGUCAAGCCGAAGAAUGGUCUGAGACUGCUACUGAGGGAGUUGUGA